AUGAAGCUCUCCACUAGUAUCCUCAGCAGCGUGCUGUUCGCUUCUGCCGCUGUUGCCGCUCCUUCCACUCUAGCGGAAAGAGUUCAAGCACGAAAGGAACGUCGUGCCAAUCCAGGCUCUUCUCACCUCCCUAUCCCGGCUCCAGAUUCCGCCGGAUUCGCAACCGAGCCUGGAAAUGCUACAUUAUACUACACCAACUGGUCAGGAGGCAUCAUCCAGUCACCACCAUCCGGAACUACCUUCUUUGCCAUCGAUGGAAGUUUCGUCGUCCCAGAGCCCGCUCCUCCCGUCUCCGGAGCUGGCACGUGGUACGGAACCGCCUGGGUCGGCAUCUACGACAACAACGCUAUCCUGCAGUCAGGCGUCGACUGGGGCGUGACAGUCAGUAGCUCGGGUGCCUAUUCGUACCAAUACAACGCUUGGUGGGAAUGGUAUCCCAACGGCUGGACCGACUACAACCUCGUCGUCAACGCCGGAGACCAAAUCUCCGUCCUCUGCGAUGCUGGCUCGACAUCUUCCGCAAACUGCUUGACAGUCAACCAGAACACUGGGGAUCAAGUCAGUCAGACUUUGACUGCACCAUCUUCUAGCUCGACGCUCCAAGCUACGUCGGCCGCUUGGAUUGUCGAGGACUUCUCGUCUGGGGGGUUGGUGCCGUUUGCGAAUUUCGGGACGGUCACGUUUACGGACUGCACUGCUGUUGCCGGAGUGAACUUUGCGAAUGGGCAGAAUUUGUAUCCGAACUCGGGGACGGCUACUCCGGCUGAUAUUGUUGCGUCGAGUGGGUCUGUUAUUACUGCUGUUACGUUCCCUGAAGAUACGUCGAAUAUUGUGGAGGUUACUUAUAUUUAGAAGAAGACAGGGCUGGAGAAGUGUUCUCGACAAAGCUGGGCAAUAAUGAGGUGCGACAAUCAGAGCAAUGAAUAGGUAAUUUCUUGUAGAUAAUUCAUCAAUAUUUCAGAGAGCUAUAUGAGCGAUCCACUUAUCGAGCCUCUUGAUCUUCUCUUCUUUGAAUUACGUGGCUUAGAUACCAGGUAUCACGCGCGAAAAGUAAAGCAUAGGUCGAAAACACUAAAACCAUACAGCAUGGAGCGUACUCAAAUGAGAUCAAACAGGAGCAGAUAAUCCAAAUGCAGACAACAGAUCCAAGAGCCCAAAUUCCCACUCCAACACAUCAAGACACUCAUCCUGAUACCUCGAUCACCGAACAUGAACCCCGUCAUCCCUCGAAACCCAACCCCGCACCUGCAAUGCCAUCGUGACCUACAUCACAGUAUGAAUUUAUAACAAAAACCCCAUCUCCGCAACAAAGCGAGCAUCGUGAUGCGCACACUGCAUCAAAAUGUGG
This is a messenger RNA of Mollisia scopiformis, 1348 nucleotides long. Its product is annotated as concanavalin A-like lectin/glucanase. The record is from RefSeq and is a predicted model, not a curated record. The transcript is spliced from 2 exons. The coding region runs from base 1 to 852 and encodes 283 amino acids. Lineage: Eukaryota; Fungi; Ascomycota; Leotiomycetes; Helotiales; Mollisiaceae. Gene Ontology annotation, biological process: proteolysis. Gene Ontology annotation, molecular function: glutamic-type endopeptidase activity.